CUUGGCGCACGCACACGGAAGUUGUUUUUUCAGUGAUUGUAAAGUUGUUGCCACGUCGGUUCAGAAAAACGUUCUUGAUACAUCGUAAAACCGAGAUACAUUGAUAAUAGACUACACGUCUGGCAGUGCAUUUCUCUGUUUAGGGACAAACUCAUUACGAUAAUCUUCAAUCAUGGUUUCUGUCAUCAACACGGUGGACACCUCCCACGAGGACAUGAUCCAUGAUGCCCAGAUGGAUUACUAUGGCACCAGACUGGCCACCUGCUCUUCUGACAGGUCUGUCAAGAUCUUCGAUGUUAAAAACGGAGGACAAAUCCUAGUGGCGGACCUGAGAGGCCAUGAGGGUCCUGUGUGGCAGGUGGCCUGGGCUCACCCCAUGUAUGGCAACAUCCUGGCCUCAUGUUCCUAUGACAGGAAGGUGAUCAUAUGGAAGGAAGAGAACGGAACCUGGGACAAGAUGUACGAGUACACUGGACACGACUCUUCAGUGAAUUCAGUGUGCUGGGGUCCCUAUGACUUUGGUCUGAUCCUGGCCUGUGGCAGCUCAGACGGAGCCAUCUCAUUGGUCACCUGCUCUGGGGAUCAACAGUGGGACAUUAAGAAGAUCAGCAAUGCACACACAAUCGGCUGUAACGCAGUGAGCUGGGCUCCAGCAGUGGUGCCGGGUAGUCUGAUAGACCAGCCGUCGGGUCAGAAACCCAACUACAUCAAGAGGUUUGUCUCGGGAGGCUGCGACAACCUGGUCAAGCUCUGGAAAGAGGAGGAUGGCCAAUGGAAGGAGGACCAGAAGCUGGAGGCUCACAGUGAUUGGGUCAGAGAUGUAGGCUGGGCUCCCUCCAUAGGACUACCCACCAGCACCAUCGCCAGCUGCUCUCAGGACGGCAGGGUAUUCAUCUGGACGUGUGACGACCCUUCAGGCAACACGUGGACGGCUAAACUCCUCCACAAGUUCAACGACGUGGUGUGGCAUGUCAGCUGGUCCAUCACUGGAAACAUCCUGGCUGUGUCUGGGGGGGAUAACAAGGUGACGUUGUGGAAGGAGUCGGCAGACGGCCAGUGGGCCUGUAUCAGCGACGUCAACAAAGGCCAGGGAGCCGUAUCGUCCAUCGCAGACGGAGCGAAGAACGAGCAGUGAUCCAGGCACAGAAGGACAUUCCACUCCUCUUCCUACCCCCACAGAGAAUGAAUGGGCUACUACUCGAGACACUACUACCACCUAGCCUGUUAAGCUCAGGAGUGGCCCCUCUCUCUCUCUCUCUUUCUCUAACAGACUUUAAGACCAUAUUUUAUGAGGACAUUUCCCUACAGACCGAUUUGAGGUGACAUCGUUCAGUUUACGAUGAUCCAGCUUUAAUGUCUAUUCUCUUAAGGAGAAGUCUGUCUUUUGAUCCAAUGAUUUUUGUCUCAGUAAAACACCGGGGCUGUGUCUGAAAUGGUACCCUAUGCCCUAUAUAGUGCACUACUUUUGGCCCUGUUUAGGGAAUAGGGUGCCAUUUCAGACGUAGUCCACGCUUGCAUGUCAUUAACUCCCCUUUCCACAGCUCCUGAACUUCAAGGUGUUAAUAAAUGAACAAUAAUGAAGUGUUAUUUUUAAUAGUUUGUCUAAUGAGACGUGUUUAAUGCAUAUGCAAAUGGCUGGCGAAAUUAUAUUAAAUGGUUACCAUUGAGGGAAAAUGCCUUAUUUAAAACCUGUUCAAACCUGCUCAGAACAUUCAUAGAUUACAUACUUGUUUGUAAAAAAUAACGUUCUGUCAAAUAUUAAACUGUUUUUGUGCAAGA
This is a messenger RNA of Coregonus clupeaformis (lake whitefish), 1779 nucleotides long. Its product is annotated as protein SEC13 homolog. Bases 173 to 1135 code for a protein of 320 amino acids. Gene Ontology annotation, cellular component: COPII vesicle coat; nuclear pore outer ring. Gene Ontology annotation, biological process: protein import into nucleus; COPII-coated vesicle budding; positive regulation of TOR signaling. Lineage: Eukaryota; Metazoa; Chordata; Actinopteri; Salmoniformes; Salmonidae. The record is from RefSeq and is a predicted model, not a curated record. The transcript has 9 exons. Gene Ontology annotation, molecular function: protein binding; structural molecule activity.